UGUUGUUUUUGAAAAUGCUAUUUCUAUUCAAUUUUCGAAGUGUGCUUUAGGAAUAGAAAUUUCAAUAUUAUAAAUAAAAGACUUGUUGAGAGGUGUACAAGUCGAACCACGUUAAAUUAUUGUCUCAAUUUCUUUAUUGCUUCCGUUUGUGUGGGAUUGUGGUGCUCGAAAUUCCAACAAGUGGUAUCAGAGCUAUUGGUAGAGCUCCUGGUGUUGUGGCAAAAUGCAAACUGAAGCCAUGAAGUAUUCAAUUGAGUUGUUCGAUGGCAAAAAUGACUUUGCUCUAUGGCAAAGCAUUGGGAAGGAUGUCCUUACUUGUCAAGGACUUGAUGCAGCUUUAGAAGAGACCAAGCUAGCUAAGCGCUUGCACCGGAGGUAAAAUACAAUGUCCUUUCAGAGACUACUCCAAUAGGCAUGCGGAGAAAGCUUGAAGAGAUAUAUGCUUCUAAAUCUUUAACCAAUCGAUUGUGUUUAAAGAUGGAGCUAUAUCAAUUGAAGAUGGUAGAAAGCACAGAUAUUCAUAGGCACUUAUCUGAUUUCAACAUGAUGGUGACACAAGUAGUGAAUGUCGGGGAUGUUCUAGAAGAAGAAGAAAAAGCUUUGCUUUUACUUGCAUCCUUGCCAAAGUCUUACAAGUCCCUAGUGCAAAGCAUGCUAGUGGGUAAGACUACCUUGGUGAUGAAAGAUGUCACAUCCAUGUUGUUGGAGAAUGAUAAGUUUCUUGGGGAGGAUGAUGGUGCCAAUCAAACUAAUGCUUUGGUGAUGGAGCACUCUUGGGGAAGAUCCAAUGGACGUGGAGGUGAAGGAAAUUGAGAAAGGUCGAAAUCCAGACCUAAGAAGGAUUGUAGUGAAGUGCAGUAUUUUUAUUGUGGUGAAUUGGGUCACAAACAGUAUAAAUGCCCAAAGUUUAAGGAGGACUUUUCUAAUAUGAAAAUAUUGAUGAAAAGUCAAGAAACCAAGGGCAAGGGGGAGGCUAAUAUUGUUGAAGAAAAUGUGGUUGAAGUAUUAGCUUGUGAAGAGUGUGAUCCUGAGGUGGAGCAAAAGAAUCAAAGAUGGAUUUUGGACUCCGUUGCAACCAUGCAUGUGUGCAAUAAUCCUUCGAAAUUUGGGAGUUUGGUUCGGGGGGAGCUUGGUAAAAUAAUGGUGGCUACCGGCGAGAAGGUAAAUAUUGAAGGCAUAGGAGAUGUUUGUCUCGAUGUUCACAAUGGGAGAGCCAAGAUUCUCAAGAAUGUAAGAUAUGUGCCCAAGUGUUCAAGCAACAUUAUUGCUUUGAGUGAGUUGACAACACGAGGGUGCAAGUACGUUGGAAAACAAGAAUGGUGCAAGGUCUACGAAGGUGGAAGAUUUGUCUUGCGUGGAAGGAAGAACAAGCACAACAUCUAUGUGCUUGAGCAACAUCCCGAGAGAGGGCUUAACAAGACCAUGAGCAAGAUGGUGUGGAAGCCUAAAGGGAUCUUGGUAGAUGGCAAGGAAAUUAAUAAGACCAAGAAGAAGGUGAGCUUCAACAAUGAAGUAGUGUUUGAUGAUGGUUCGAGGAGGUGUGAUUUUCCCUCAGAUCAUGUCUUGGUUCAAAAUUAAUUUCUUUAAUGCUCCUAGUGUAGGUUUGUCCUAUCCUAUACUAGGAGGAAGCUCUCAAAAAUAGGACACCAUGAUGAAGUGUUCUUGAGCAGGGGGAGCAAAAUUAUGGAAUGUUGAAGUGUAUGGAGUGAUGGUUGGUUUCUCCUCCCAUAGGGUUGGAGGGGGAGAUUGUUGGAAGAAAGUCCAACCCCAUGUGUGAACCCAUGGACUUUUUGUGUGGAAGUUUGCUUCACCAACCUAGCUAGUUGUGGGCUAGGAUUGCUUUGUUGAAAUCAUGCAAGAUUGCAUGUUGAGCCAUUUAAUGAACAAAGAAAAUCAUGGACAGGUAGUAAUGAGGCAAAGAAAAAUGGUGCAUGGGUGGUUGGAUUUUUCACUAUAAAUACCCAUGCAUGCAAAGGCAAUGGAAAAGCAAGAGUAGGAGAAAGCAAGAGAAAUUGAGUGAGAGCUCUUGUGAGAGAAAAGAAAGAGAGAAAUUGUGAGAAAUCCUUGUGUAGAUUAAGAGAGAAUAUUAGGGAGAAUUUAGGAGCUUCUAUAGAUUGAAGCUAGGGGUUAAGAGCUUCUUAAGUGAGAGAACUUCCAAAUUAUUGUACUCUUUUUCUUAAUAGUGGAUUUAUUUCUCUCUUUCCCGUGGACGUAGACUUGUUGAGAGGUGUACAAGUCGAAUCACGUUAAAUUAUUGUCUCAAUUUCUUUAUCGCUUCCGUUUGUGUGGGAUUGUGGUGCUCGAAAUUCCCAACAAAUAUGAAUGAAAAGGGACUAAUUAA
Molecule: messenger RNA, 2341 nt
Organism: Rubroshorea leprosula
Lineage: Eukaryota; Viridiplantae; Streptophyta; Magnoliopsida; Malvales; Dipterocarpaceae
Source: the annotation of a GenBank genome assembly